Molecule: messenger RNA, 2071 nt
Organism: Mus caroli (Ryukyu mouse)
Lineage: Eukaryota; Metazoa; Chordata; Mammalia; Rodentia; Muridae
Source: RefSeq, a predicted model, not a curated record
AGCUUGGCAAUAUGGCGUUGUAGGGGCGGCGAAGGCCGCAGCCGCUUUUACUCUUCUAGGCUAUUCUGGGUUUCUGAGGCAGGCCGGUCCGGGUAUGGGCUCUCUGUCGCCGUUCAGCCUCCUGUGGGGACUCCUCCUGCUGCAGGGCGUCCUGAGGCCGCUGCGCGGGGACCCGGUUUUCAUCCCACCUUUCAUCCGGAUGUCCAGCCCUGAGGUCCGAGCGACCCUGGUCGGAGGCAGCGAGGAUGUCGCCGUGUCUCUGACUCCGCUGCAGGUCGAGGAAGGAGUGUUGCCAGUUCCUACUUGUGGCGGCCUCCUCCGCAAUGAGACAGCGGAUUGGAAUGUGACUGUGAGCCCCCAAGAGAGCACGCUGGAAGUGACCAUAAGGUGGAAGAGGGGUCUAGACUGGUGCUCCACAGACGAGACAGCCUCAUUCUCAGAGCCCCCGUGCGUCCUGCAGACGCUGCUGGUUUCAGCCUCCCACAAUGCAUCCUGCUUAGCACAUCUGCUCAUCCAGGUGGAGAUUUAUCCCAACACAUCUGUAACCCACAACGCAUCAGAGAACAUGACUGUCAUUCCUAACCAAGUCUAUCAGCCCCUGGGUCCCUGCCCGUGUGACUUAACAGCCAAGGCCUGUGACAUUCGAUGCUGCUGUGACCAGGACUGUCAGCCAGAAGUAAGAGAGCUGUUUGCACAGUCCUGCUUCUCCGGCGUGUUUGGAGGGCACGUAAACCCUCUGUCCCAUCAUCACUGUGCUGUCAGCACCACUCACCAGACUCCUGACUGGUUUCCCUUCCUGUGUGUGCAGUCGCCACCCUCUACCUCGCCGUUCCUUGGUCACUUCUACCAUGGUGCCAUUUCCCCCAGACAUUCCCCGGGCUUUGAAGCCCAUUUGCACUUCGACCUAAGAGACUUCGCUGAUGCCAGUUACAAGCAAGGAGAUCCCAUUAUGACCACAGAGGGGUAUUUUACCAUCCCCCAGGUGUCUCUAGCUGGGCAGUGUCUACAAGAUGCUCCUGUGGCUUUCCUGAGGAAUUUUGACAGUAUAUGUACCAUGGACCUGGAAGUGCACCAAGGACGAGAUAAAAUUGUCCUCGAGAACACGAAGAUCCGCACAACAGGAGGUCCGGUCACACCAACAGUAACCUAUGAGGAAGCCAUUGACCUGGACAAGUUCAUCACCAGCCCGGACACAAUUUUAAGUGUUGGACCGGCCCCCAGAAACGUGAAUGUGGAAGAACAUUAUGUCUUCAGAUGGCAAAAUAAUUCCAUCAGCGGCCUAGACAUCACAGUCAUCAGGGCAGAAAUCAGUGCCCAGCAGAGAGGAACGAUGACCCAGAGAUUCACAGUGAAGUUUUUAAGCCAUCACAGUGGUGCUGAGAAGGAAUUUUCUGGAAAUCCAGCUGGAAGGGGCCUGUGCACAGCAGCCGCUCUCAGACCCGUUUUGUUUGGAGAAAAUGCCUUCUCUGGCUGCCUGCUGGAAGUUGGGAUUAAGGAGAACUGUACCCAGCUCAGAACCCACUUUUACUACAGUGGUGGCACCUUUGAUCGUCCUCACAGCAGAGUGGGACGGACGGCUCCAGGUGCCGACGCCCCUGAUACAGGUGCCAACCUGCCCUUGAGCAGCGUGAAUGGCGUGUGCCUGGAAGUUCCAGCCCGGCUCUCCAUCCGCAUUCUCACAGCUGAAGCUGGCUCUGUGGAAGGGGUGGCUCAGCGGGAGAUCCUGGCUGUGGAGACAAGGUUUUCCACAGUGACCUGGCAGUACCAGUGUGGGCUCACCUGUGGGGACAAGGCCGGUCUUCUCCCUCUCAGUGCCUCUGUUGAGUUCAUUAAUGUCCCUGCGCAGAUGCCCCACCCCCCUACGAGAUUCCAGAUCAACUUCACAGAGUACGACUGUACCCGGAAUGAGCUGUGUUGGCCCCAACUUCUGUACCCUCUGACCCAGUAUUAUCAAGGUAGGGAAGCCAGGGCCUACUUCCACGGACUGUACCCCUCCUGGGCUGGCAAAUCCACUGUGACAAAGGCAGCUGGUGGUGGCUGGCUGCGACUGAACCAGUAUCUUGUGGGUUAA